UGUUAAUAUAGCUGUCAAUAAGGAAAUUAACCCAUCUAACUACUCUCACUACUCCGGCGACCUCACGACGAAAGCGUUUGCUUUGUUGGUGAGGUUAAAAAAAUAAUAAAUAAGAAAACAAAUCCAGAAAAAAAGGUAAAAGAUUAUAUAGGAAAAAGGAAAAGGAAACAAACAACAUGCCAAUCCCGGGGCGUCCGAGUCAAAUCGCUCCGUCCAACUCGUCCUCCAUCUCCUCGGACGCCAAAUUACCGUCGCCAUUUCCCCAACCACCACAAUGAAUUGAAGGUUUUGAUCAACCGCUCGGCCAUCCAUCGCAUUUUCGCCUCCAGAUCCGGCGCCCUUUCGUCCUCCGCGCACAGCUGGGGGGAGAAUUCAACGCACCGUCGCCGGAGAUUAUCUAACGAGAACCAGAAAGAGGAAGAAAAAUCAGAACAGAGGAGGAAGAAAAUGAGUUUUGUUUUCCGCGGGACCAGAGCUGAAUUAGAUUUAGAAAAUGGCUUUCCUGGAUUCGUCCCUGAGCGCCGAGCAAUGCGAGUUCAUCCGACUCGGCCGGUUAAUUCCAACUCGCUUGUAUUCCUCGUCACAGUUCUAUUGUUGUUCAUGAUAUUGAACUCACACCAAAUGCCUCCCAAUUUCCUGCUAUGGCUGGUGCUUGGGGUAUUUUUGAUGGCCACAAUCUUGAGGAUGUAUGCAACUUGUCAACAACUGCAAGCUCAGGCGCAAGCUCAUGCGGCCAUUGCCAGUGGGCUACUUGGCCAUACCGAAUUAAGGUUGCAUAUGCCACCAUCCAUAGCUCUUGCAACCAGGGGACGUCUACAGGGCCUCAGACUCCAGCUUGCUCUCCUUGAUAGAGAAUUUGAUGACCUAGAUUAUGAGACUUUGAGAGCACUGGAUUCUGAUGUUGUUCCCACCACAUCAAUGAGCGAGGAAGAGAUAAAUGCCCUUCCUGUUCAUAAUUAUAAGAUUUCUGGUCCUCAGAUUUCGGUCCCUCUAGUGCAACAAGCAUCAUCGUCCAUUCCUACAGAGCCAAAGCAGCAGCAGGAGACAUCAAAUAGGUUUGGUAGCUUGAAGGCUUCAGAGGAUGAACUUACUUGCAGUGUAUGCUUGGAGCAAGUGGAUGUUGGAGAAGUCAUACGUACCCUCCCAUGUCUGCAUCAGUUCCAUGCCAUUUGUAUUGACCCAUGGUUGAGGCAACAGGGAACAUGCCCAGUUUGCAAAUACAGGGCAGGAUCCAGCUGGGCUGAAAAUGGACAAGCUCUGGAUGCUGCAUACAUGGUUUAGCUUUUAACCUCUGCAUCAAUUGACUCAGUCUACCUCUCCAAAGAUAGAAAGUAAAAGGUUCACUGGAGUUCCUAUUGAACAAAGAUGGAAGGUCUAAUUUAAUAGUUACUGUGUGCCUAACACUAAAACGUAAAUCUUUUUCAGACUAGUGCACACUGCAGAAAAGAUGCGGAUUGAUGUAUUUAGUAACAUCAUAACAUUUUGUAAUUUAGAUUACUCGGGAAGUUGGCAAUCGAAAAUCACAGUUAUUAUAGUAACUUUUUACUUGCCGUUACCUGAAAUGAUAUUGAAAUUGUUACUAUCUGCUAGCAGAAUAGCUGGUAAUUUAUUGGCCUUAACAGUCGUGCUAUCGCUCUAAGUGAGUCGACAACUACAGUUGAGUUUCAAAUACAACAAAAUGGAAGAACUAAAACUGGGAAGCUGGAGGCUGGAGCACAUUCCUUUGUUACUUGGACUUCCCUUUGCCCUUCCCUCCACCCUUCUUUGCGUCUAGUUUGGCCUGAAUACGAGCAGCGGCAGCAGCUUUCGCUUCUUCUCGUUUCUUCUUCUCUUCCUCUUUGACUGCGGCCGCCAUUUCCCUUUGCUUCUUCAGCUCAUCUAGCCUAGCUCUCUCCUCUGAAACACUGCUCAUGCUGGAACCUUUCCGAGGACGACAAGCCACAAGUUCCACCUCGAAAACAAGAGUUGCACUGCAUCAAGAGAAAACGUGCCCUAUCAGAAAACAGACUCAGAUCAUGAUUUAACACAACUGUCUAGCUAUAGCAUUACUCUGCUGGAAUAU
Linum tenue is the source of this 2062-nucleotide messenger RNA. The record is from the annotation of a GenBank genome assembly. Lineage: Eukaryota; Viridiplantae; Streptophyta; Magnoliopsida; Malpighiales; Linaceae.